Molecule: messenger RNA, 1554 nt
Organism: Hordeum vulgare subsp. vulgare (domesticated barley)
Lineage: Eukaryota; Viridiplantae; Streptophyta; Magnoliopsida; Poales; Poaceae
Product: OVARIAN TUMOR DOMAIN-containing deubiquitinating enzyme 12-like
Exons: 12
Coding region: 310-1374 (354 amino acids)
Biological process (GO): protein deubiquitination
Molecular function (GO): cysteine-type deubiquitinase activity
Source: RefSeq, a predicted model, not a curated record
UUCUUCGUCUUCCUCUUCCUCCUCGUGUCAAAGACCGUUUCGGUUUCUUGUUCCUUCCUCGGUGUGGAUGCUUUGCUCUUGCCGCCCGCCUCCGCCUCCGCCUCUCUCCGUCCUUGUACACGACGUAUAAAUAUUUGAUUUUGUCUUGAUUGAUUCCAAAGCCGGGUCUCGUCUCGGUCCUGUCCAUUCAAUCCACUUCAGUUUCGUCCGUCGUCGCGAGCAGGGUCCAAUUGCUUCGCCGCCAAUCAAUCAAUCAAUCAAGAAAUACUGUCGCAGGUUCGAUUCUCAACAAUCAAUCCCCGGCCAGCCAUGGUGGUGCGGGGCCACCAAGAUCUGGACGCCAACAUCGUCCGCUGGGGCCUCCACCACCUCCUCGACGGCGACGCCUGCGUGCACCGCCCUCAAUCCCCCACCACCGACUACGCCCCGCCGCCACCGCAGCCCCACCGCACCCGCGCCCUCCUCGACGCCCCCGCCACCGCUCCCGCCCUCGCGGAGGUCAGGGUCGACGCGGUCGACAACGACGAGGUCAUCGCGCACGCGCUGCAGGAGGAGCUCACGCAGGUCGCCAUGGCCGAGGCGUCGGAGACCGCCGGCGCCGAGCCCGACCGCCGCGCCACCGUCCUCGCGCAGCACUGGUUCCGCCCCGAGGUCGUCACCCAUCUGCCCUCAGCCCCACCUUAUGUUGAAGAAGCAGAGGACUUCAGUCAGUGUUCGAGCCCCGAAGAAGGUGGCAAUGCGCGCGACGGCCAGGGGUGCUCGAUAGAGCUCGUCGAUGAUUUCUCUGCUCUCGACGGCGAAGUCGGCAAAAGACUGAAUGACAUGCUUCCUGUCCCUCAUGUCCCUAAAACAAAUGGAGACAUUCCUUCUUUUGAUGAAGCCUUUUCAGAUCACCGAAGACUUCUCGACAGGUUGGUGCUGUAUGGCCUGGUUGAACUCAAGGUUAACGGAGAUGGCAAUUGUCAGUUUCGGGCAUUGUCUGAUCAAUUCUACCGAACUCCCGAACAUCAUAGAUUUGUGCGGCAACAGGUGGUUAAUCAGCUUGAGUCUCAUCCUGAGAUAUAUGCUGGAUAUGUCCCUAUGGACUACAGAGAUUAUCUUAAGAAGAUGCCAAAGAAUGGAGAGUGGGGUGACCAUGUUACACUGCAGGCUGCUGCAGACUUGUAUGGUGUGAAGAUUUUCAUUCUGACAUCAUUCAGAGAUACAUGCUACAUUGAAAUUCUCCCAGUCGUUCAAAAAUCAAAUCGAGUUAUAUGUUUGAGUUUUUGGGCUGAGGUACACUACAACUCGAUAUAUCCUGAAGGAGAGUUGCCCGUCGCGGAGAACAGGAAGAAGAGCUUGUCGGAUCAACGGUCGUUUUGUUCGACCAUGUGACAUGAGGGAGCUGCGAUGCCGUAGGACUGAAGAGACUGACUGACAGUUCAUUUGUACAUAUAUAUCAUCCAUCUGCACGGAGCUAAAAUAGGUGUCUGACUGAGCCUGUGAUAUGUGAUAUGAACAUUUGUUGUAGUACCUAAUAAUAUAUCUAUAUAUAGUAUUCUCAUCUUUCUAGUA